UUGUAGCAAAGGACUGUAUCUCAUUUUACGAACUUGAAGAUGAUGAGAGGUAUUUAGACAACCUUAAGUGCCGUUGUACAAACAUGUCUUCGAGCGUAGACGCAGAGGCUGUGUGCGCUCCGUACAACUGGGUGGAUGGUGCGUCUGUGUACGACAAGCGCGGAGAGCGCGUGCCCGCAGACCGCCUGCGCCGCGCACCCGCCAUCGCCCUCCUCUUCACAUCACGCGGCGUAGACAGAGACGGCGUCAUAGCGCGCUUCUGCCGCAUCUACCAGGACAUCAAAGAACUCCACCUACCCCUCGAGGUCAUCUACGUGCCAAUGGACGACAGCGCACAAGAUGCGGCGGCCUCCUACAGCGAGCAGCCGGACUGGCUCACUCUGCGCUUCGAUGAUACCCUGGUACACGAGCUGAGGUACAUGCACGAGGUGACCUGCAUCCCGCAGCUGCUGGUGGUGCGGGCCGACGGAGCGGUGAUAUCGUCGCAUGGGAUCUCAGACCUGGAGGAGUACGGGAGGAACGCUGUGCUGUCCUGGCUGCCCUCUGCCGCCUGCAGCGCGGCGCGCGGCGACCACACGGACGUACACCGCGUCUUCACUCUCUCACACGAUCAUCAUAUCAAGUUUGGUGAUGUAAAACAGAAGGAAUGAUAAUAAUAAUUCAUUUGAUUUUUUACAAAAGUAAAGAAA
This is a messenger RNA of Papilio machaon (common yellow swallowtail), 689 nucleotides long. RefSeq lists its product as uncharacterized. Gene Ontology annotation, biological process: photoreceptor cell maintenance; sensory perception. Bases 84 to 650 code for a protein of 188 amino acids. The transcript has a single exon. The record is from RefSeq and is a predicted model, not a curated record. Lineage: Eukaryota; Metazoa; Arthropoda; Insecta; Lepidoptera; Papilionidae.